This is a messenger RNA of Styela clava, 759 nucleotides long. The record is from RefSeq and is a predicted model, not a curated record. Lineage: Eukaryota; Metazoa; Chordata; Ascidiacea; Stolidobranchia; Styelidae.
AUGAAUCAACAUUAUGAGCUCGAAGAAAACGGCACAUAUGAAACCGCAAUUCGAUAUGAGAAUCAACCAGAUCCAAGUUCAUUUUCUAUCCCGACAAACAGAUCACCAGUCAAUAUCAUUGCCCAGAAUACAAAAACAAAAAAGAAUAAAACGAGCAUUCAUCAUGUUGCUGCUGGUGUGGGAUUUGUAAUAUUAUCAGGAUUGCUUGUUGCUAUUAUCGUACAGAUGAACAUUUAUAUACAAGCCAUAAAUUCAACAUCUCCAAUGAGUUUUCCAAGAUCUUGCCUCGAGUUGAAGAUUCAGGGAAUAAAAUCCGAUGGAAUUUAUAAAAUUAAGCCAAGCGAGCUCAGACCAGAAAUACAGGUAUAUUGCGAUAUGUCAACUGACGGUGGAGGAUGGACUUUAGUUGCAAGUGUUCACGAUGGUAAUAUUGAAACAAAGUGUGGAUCUGAUGAUUUCUGGUCAAGCUAUGUUCCUGAAAACCAACAAGCUCACGCAGGUGUGAGUAACUGGGAAAAUGAGACUGUGGUCGGAGAGAUUGAUAAAUGUACAAGCAGCGAUUAUAAAAACAUGGCUUAUUUUUCGUUAUAUGCUUCUAACGUUAUGAUAUGGCACACGCAAACAGAUUCACCAGUUUCUCAUAUGAAAGAAAACUCUACAUUACAAUACAGAACAAGUAAUAACUUUAUCAAAAAAGUUGGUGGAAAUCUCAAGUUGAUGUAUGAAAAUCACUAUCCAUUGAAAAUAACGAAUGGUUAG